CAAAGUAACAACGAACAGUGAAUCUUUUUUCAAAUAGGUUUGAAGUUCCUUUUGCCGAACUAACAUUUAGAUUGGCGCCAUUUUACUUCUAUUCUAGCGUCAUUAUUGCAUGUCGUAUAGAAAGGUGAAAUUGUGAGUUUAUAUUAGUUUUACGAUAUUGUCGAAAAAUGGGGAAAAAGAGGGUAGAAGAGAGCGAAAGUGAAGAAGAAUAUUCGGUGGAGAAGAUAAUUGACAGGAGGGUAGUAGAUGGUAAAGUAGAAUAUUUUUUAAAAUGGAAAGGUUAUUCCGAAGACGAUAAUACGUGGGAACCGGAGGACAAUUUGGAUUGUCCCGAACUUAUCGCUGAAUUCGAAAAAAACCGGAAAGCUAAGAAAGCUCUUUCCAAGGAUAAAAAACGGUCCAGAGAAAAUUCCACUUCUUCCAUAGAAUCCAAUACAUCGACAUCAAAAGAUAAAGACAAAAAAAAAAAGAAAGGUAGAUCCCUUUCACCGGAUUCCGACGACGAACCAGCGAUCAAAAAAACCAAAGUAGAUGAAUCCGACGACGAAUCAAAAUCCAAAAAAAAAUCACUCAAGAAUUCAGACUCAGAAGAAGACAAAAAGAAAAAACAGAAGAAAAAGGACUCAGACUCAGAAGAGGAAAAAAGAAAGAAAUUGAAAAAGAAAGAAAAGGACUCCGAUUCUGAAGAGGAAAAAAAGAAGAAACCCAAACGGAAAAGCGGACCUAAAUCGAGGAAAACUCCAUCUGACGAUUCGGAUGACGAAGAAAAAUCCAAGAAGAAAAGAGAAGAUGAAAAAUCGAAGGUGAAGAAAGAGGACGAGAAGAAAAAGAAAGUGGAAGAUUCGGACGAGGAUGAGCCUAAGAAAUCGAAAAAAAUCGAUGUGAAAGACAAGAAAGGGAAUAAAAAGGAGAAAUCUGCCUUCGAAAAGGGCUUGGACGCCGAAAAGAUUAUAGGAGCGUCCGAUACGACGGGUCAAUUGAUGUUUCUGAUGAAAUGGAAAGGUAGCGACGACACAGAUUUGGUGUAUGCGAAGGAGGCCAACAUAAAGUGCCCCCAAGUGGUUAUUAAAUUUUACGAGGAAAGAAUCGCUUGGCAUACACCCGACGAAUGAGAUUUUUCUUAUUGUUUAUUUAUGGCGGGAUGCAUGGUUUUCUUUUCAAUCGAAACAGUCUAAUAAGAUAGAAAAAAAUAGGUAAAUCUAUAGUUUUAUUUUUUAUUUCAAUGUAAACACCUAAUUUUUGUUGUUGAUGAUCCAGUUUUUUUUUAUCUUGUAUCGAUGUUUCCUUCUUAUAAUGAUGAACUGUUGAAAAUUUUGUAUAAAUAAAAUUAUAAAAUUAAA
Molecule: messenger RNA, 1340 nt
Organism: Diorhabda carinulata
Lineage: Eukaryota; Metazoa; Arthropoda; Insecta; Coleoptera; Chrysomelidae
Product: chromobox protein homolog 5-like
Exons: 3
Coding region: 168-1112 (314 amino acids)
Biological process (GO): chromatin organization; negative regulation of transcription by RNA polymerase II
Cellular component (GO): nucleus; pericentric heterochromatin
Molecular function (GO): chromatin binding
Source: RefSeq, a predicted model, not a curated record